AUGAUAACACAUGUGAAUGUUCGCAGUAAGAAAGAAGAUGAAGAAAAAAUUGGUACACAUAGUGUAUAUGUAGUUUUGUUAAUCACAAGUCAUCGUGAUGAACGAGCUUGGAUUGUACCUGGUGGAGGUGUUGAGAAGAAUGAAACAGCUUUAGAAGCUGCACAUCGAGAAUUAUUCGAAGAAGCGGGUGUCAAAGGAAAAAUAUUAAGAGAAUUAGGAGUGUUUGAGAACUGCGAUCGUAAACAUCGUACAACGGUUUACGUAUUGAAUGUUGAAGAAGAAACUGAUGAAUGGGAAGAUAAACAAUUAAUUGGUCGUCAACGUCGUUGGUUUUGUUUGAACGAUGCUUAUUUACAUUUACAAAUUCAUAAACCAUCACAAUUAUGCUAUCUCGAUCGUCUGAUCUAUACAUCACCAAAUUGUUUACAUCAUUUAAGUAAUGAUUCCAAGCCAUCGAAGUUUAUGAUUGAUGUUGUUGAACAACAACCAUCAAACUCACUAUCAUCAAACAUUCGUAAACAACAACAACAACGUCAGCAUAAAAAUAGUCAUAGUGAACAUAAUUCAUAA
Molecule: messenger RNA, 570 nt
Organism: Didymodactylos carnosus
Lineage: Eukaryota; Metazoa; Rotifera; Eurotatoria; Philodinida; Philodinidae
Source: the annotation of a GenBank genome assembly